Molecule: messenger RNA, 768 nt
Organism: Schistocerca nitens (vagrant locust)
Lineage: Eukaryota; Metazoa; Arthropoda; Insecta; Orthoptera; Acrididae
Product: dehydrogenase/reductase SDR family member 11-like
Exons: 6
Coding region: 1-768 (255 amino acids)
Molecular function (GO): oxidoreductase activity
Source: RefSeq, a predicted model, not a curated record
AUGGGCAUCGAGAAAUACAAGGGACGCGUUGCACUGGUUACUGGCGCCAGCGCAGGCAUCGGUGCUGCCAUAGUGCAGGCGCUGCUGAAGCAUGGACUCACCGUCGUGGGAAUGGCCAGGAGGGUCGAAAAAGUUAAGGAGCUUGCACUCAAAGACGCACCAGGGAAGCUGUACGCCGUUGCCGGAGAUGUGAGCGACGAAGCCAGCAUCCUGGCGGCCUUCAAGUGGGUCAAGGACAACCUGGGUGGCGUCGACAUCCUCAUCAACAACGCUGGUGUAUUUCCCAUUACUAGCCUUACGGAUGGCAAGACGGAGGACUGGAAGCGAAUCCUGGACGUGAACGUGCUGGGUCUGAGCAUCUGCACCAGGGAGGCCGUGCAGGGCAUGCUGAGCAGGGGCGUCGACGACGGCUUCAUCAUCCACAUCAACAGUGUUGCAGGACACACACUGCAGCUUACAGAUGGUAAGGCGAUGUAUGCUGCCAGCAAGCACGCCGUAAAAGUCCUGCUCGAAGGGCUGAGAAAAGAUCUCGUGAGCAAGGGUAGCAAGAUACGAGUUGGGGAGGUUUCUCCAGGUUUAGUGCUAACUGAGGGAAUAACAAACGUAGCGGCUGCUGCUCCAAAGGGAAACGAUUUUUUCUCCAAAUUGAACGAUAUACCUUCUUUGGAAUCAGAAGACGUAGCAGGAGCUGUUCUUUAUAUGUUGUCCCAGCAUCCUCGCAUUCAGGUGCGCGAUAUAAUUGUAUUACCAACUGGCACUCCGUUCUAA